Messenger RNA from Penicillium verhagenii, 1299 nucleotides. Its product is annotated as anthranilate phosphoribosyltransferase. Gene Ontology annotation, biological process: L-tryptophan biosynthetic process. Lineage: Eukaryota; Fungi; Ascomycota; Eurotiomycetes; Eurotiales; Aspergillaceae. The transcript is spliced from 2 exons. The record is from RefSeq and is a predicted model, not a curated record. Gene Ontology annotation, molecular function: anthranilate phosphoribosyltransferase activity. Gene Ontology annotation, cellular component: cytosol. Bases 1 to 1299 code for a protein of 432 amino acids.
AUGUCUUCCUUCCAUCGGCAAAAGCGGGAGAGUAUCUCUAUCACACGUCUUCUCGGCCGCCUGGCUCACUCAAAUGCUGCCGAUAUCAGCGCGGAUGAAAUUGCGUCUACAUUCAAGCUGUUAUUGUCCCAUCAUGUAUCGCAUAUUCAAAGCGCAUCUUUUUUGUCAUUGCUUGCCUACACCGGAAAGGAUGGACAAGCCGAUAUCAUUGCAAAAUGCGCCCACUACAUGCGUGAAGCCGCUUGUCAGAUUGACCAAUCUUCGCUUCACAAUGUUGUCGAAGCGAGGGGAGAACCCAAGGGGAACUACAAUGGGGGACUUUGCGACAUUGUUGGAACUGGAGGUGACUCCCAUUCGACUUUCAAUGUCUCGACGGCUGCUUCAAUUGUUGCAUCACCGAUAUUGAUGAUGGCUAAGCAUGGAAGUCGUGCUCAUACUUCGUCCUGUGGAUCUGCAGAUCUUCUCAAGGCAAUUCAACCGAUUGCCCCGAAAAUCGACGCUAUCACCGAGAACAACAUCGUGGAGGUAUAUAAGGAAACAAACUAUGCAUUCCUGUUCGCAUCCAACUUCCACCCGGUUAUGGCACAUAUCAACCCUUUACGCAAAGCCUUAGGUAUCCGAACUAUCUUCAACCUUAUGGGACCUCUUGUUAAUCCUCUUGAAUGGGCCAUUGAAGCUCGGGUGGUUGGCGUGGCUCAUCAAAGCCUGGGUCCCGUCUUCGUGGAAGUUCUGAAAGAAGGUGGGGCCAGGAAAGCGUUGGUAGUGUGUGGCGAGGAGAAUCUAGAUGAAAUUAGCUGUGCAGGAUAUACGAACUGCUGGAGAAUCUCUGAGCAUGAAGAGAUGUCGGUUCAAGACGAUGGCUACUCUACCUCGAGCGAAGACAUUUCCCAGGCACCAGUCCAGAUCGACACAUUUCAGCUCCACCCCUCAGACUUUGGCUUAUCUACUCAUCCUCUCGCCAGUGUCUUACCAGGGGGGAAUUCUAAGGAGAACGCUAUGAAGCUAAUGAGUAUUCUGCGGGGAGAAGUCUCGCGAGACGACCCAGUAUUGGAAUUUGUGCUUAUGAAUGUGGCUGCUCUCUUGGUCAUAUCUGGUGUAUGCGAGUCUGAUACUCCUGACGCAGAGCCCAAUGGAAACGUCAUCACUGAGCGUGGACCAGGCGGAGGACGAUGGAAGGAAGGCCUACGCCGGGCUCGCUGGGCAGUUGAGAGUGGUCAAGCCCUGACGUGCCUGGAGCGUUUUAUUGAAGUUACUAAUCGCCUUUCUUCGGAAUGCCAAGGGCGAGGUUCUAUAUGGUAA